Molecule: messenger RNA, 5914 nt
Organism: Limulus polyphemus (Atlantic horseshoe crab)
Lineage: Eukaryota; Metazoa; Arthropoda; Merostomata; Xiphosura; Limulidae
Product: Down syndrome cell adhesion molecule-like protein Dscam2
Exons: 27
Coding region: 832-5391 (1519 amino acids)
Biological process (GO): homophilic cell-cell adhesion; dendrite self-avoidance; axon guidance
Cellular component (GO): axon; plasma membrane
Molecular function (GO): cell-cell adhesion mediator activity
Source: RefSeq, a predicted model, not a curated record
AAUAGAGCUUUCCAGAGAGCUAAGCCGAAAAUAUAUGCAAUUUACUUGUACCAGAUGAAAGAACAUCCUUCUAAGGCUCGUUUCAUUCGAUAUUUUCAGACGUCUCUACUAUAGAGGAUCGAGUACGUUUAUUUUCAAAAUACUAAUUGCCAAGUCACGUGACAACUGCAGUGGAUAUAAAGUGUCGCUACAAUAAUCUGUAUAAGAACUACGUUAUCACGUUGUUUGGCGUUUUGUAAAUGGUGUUACGCCAUCUAUAUAUUUGGUCUCUUUUGGGAAGGGUAUGUAAUAGCCCUUCCGACGCAAAAUAUUCAAACACUCAGAUAAUCCAGAUGUGACCAGAUAUUGUGUUUCCAAUUUCCAAGGCGGGUAUACACCUUAAUGACAUUUGAAAACCAAAGAACAUGUAUUAUCGUGGGACACCAGGACCAUCCACAAAGAUACCUGCAACGAGUCGUACGCCAGCCAUGUUAAGGAAAGUGCGGCGUCUUGUAUACGCUUGAUACGUCGCUAGGAAACCUUCCUUCUUGUACAUUUUAUGUAUUAUGGAAAGAACGCGGUGAGGGGUGUUUGAUUGUUUUCAACAUGACUAUCUUUUGACGGAGACUUUUGCAGUGGAAGCUACGACGUUAAACUACCAAAAGUCAUCAGAUAUAGCAUGAUCGAUGGUGGCGACAUGGACUGUAACAAAGUCAUGCGCAGUGGAUUUCUUUAACAAAGCGAUGUCAAGAGACUCGGCGCCCUGUAGCUUGGAUAUCCUAUCCUGUUCAUGUGUAGACAUACUGUUCGUUCGUCAAACACAGAGACUUUGUGAGUUUAGUUUCGCUUGUCAUGAGGAUUGAAGUUAUUACAGUAUUAUCAUCUUUAAUUCUCUGCUCGCUUGGAAGAGUUUCCAGGAAGGCUGAUGAUCUGUUUCCAGUAUUUACAACGGAACCGCCGAGCUACGUGCCCUUUCUCAACUCCAGUGGAAUGGUCAUCUCUUGCUCUUUGACCGGACGUCCGGCUACAGUAGUGACCUGGAGAAAAGCUGAUGGCUCUCCACUUACAAAUAUUCCUCGAUUACGAUACAUUCGGUCGGAUGGAGCACUUCUUUUUCCACCUUUCCAUCCAGGAGAUUACAGACCGGAAAUACACAACGCCAUCUAUCGGUGUGUUUCUAGCAGCACAGUUGGAUGUUUAGGAUCAAGGGACGUUCGCGUGAGAGGAGUUGUUCCCGUGUCGUACGUUGUGGGCGUGUCUGACAGUAUUGUGACAAGAACCAAUACUGCAGUUGUCAGAUGUCAGGUUCCCACUGGUGUAAGUCAUUAUGUGGUGGUAUCUGCUUGGGAGAGCAACAACGGACAUUCUGUUCUACCUGAUGCUGAUCCAAACUUCAGCGGAGACAAAUACUUAGGCUUCUCUACGGGUGAACUUCACAUUCAUAAUGUCAGAAAUACGGACGAUAAACAGCGGUUCAGGUGUCAGGUGACAAACAUUCUAACGGGAGAGAGAACGUUCAGUUCAUCGUGGGCCAAACUAGUAGUGACAGAACCUCGUAACAAAUUCGCACCCAGAAUACAAGAAGAAGCCAACAUUGUGGAAGUACGUGAAAAACGCAUCGCCAAACUUCCCUGUGUUGCUCAUGGUCAUCCUAGACCAGAGUAUCAGUGGUAUCGCCUCGAGAGUCUGAAACUAAGGGCAGUCGAUCUGGGGUCAAGGGUGAACCUCUUACACGGGACCCUGAUCCUUCGGGAUACGAGAAUUAGCGACAGUGGUGACUAUGUAUGUGUUGCUAAAAAUUCCUUAGGUGAGCAGCGAACACAACGAACUCUUCUGGUAAGAGCUAAGCUAACUGUGACAAUCAGACCGAGGUCUCCAAGAUUACAAGUUGUGAAAUACGGAGAAAAAAUUGGUUUGAACUGUACAGUCAAUGGGAACCCUGUAGAAACGACUUACUGGAUAAAAGAUCAGACAGUGAAUAUAAAACAAACUCCUGAUAGGAGGUUGGAAAUAUCUUCUUUUGAAAAGGAAGACAGUGGCGUUUACCAGUGUUAUGCACAAAAUGAUGUCGAUUCUGCCCAAGAUCACGUGAUCCUGAAACUUGAAGAGAAACCACCCAGGUUAACAAAAGUGUUUCACAAGCAGUUGCUGAUGCCAGGAGCCGAGGUGUCUCUCAAGUGCGUGGCAAUAGGAUCACCCCUCCCACAAGUGUUUUGGACGCUAGAUGGAGCUGCCCUACCGUCGAACAGGCGAUUACAAACAGGAGACUUUGUCGAUGUGAACGGUACUCUCAUAAGUUUCGUUAACGUGAGUGACCUUCGUCUUGAGGACGGUGGAAACUAUCAGUGCCUAGCUAAUAAUCAAAUCGCCACAGCCACACAUGAGGCUAGAAUUGAUGUGAUUGGCCGUCCUUUCAUACGUCCAAUGGAAAACCUAACUGUUGUUACUGGCCGCUCUCUUGAAGUUAGGUGUCCUGUGUCCGGACAUCCUAUAGAAGAGGUCUACUUCAGGAAAGAUGGACGAACUAUUCCAACAACACAUAGAGUCAAGACACAAGAUUGGAUGCUUAUAAUCCGUGAAAUAAGAGCCGAAGAUGGAGGGCUUUACAGCUGUAUUGCUGAAAAUGGCCAGGGAGAAAAUGCAAUAAAAUACUUCGAGUUAAAAGUUCUUGCUGCUCCAGUCGUCAGUCCAUUUUCAUUUCCAAAGAAUUUAGAGGAGGGAAUGAGAGCAACAGCAUUAUGCACAGUCUUGGCCGGAGACUCUCCAGUCAGACUGGCUUGGUAUAAAGAUGACCAGCGUAUACAAGACAUCAGUGGCAACAUGAGAAUUGUGUCCAUCAGUGAAUUCAUCCUCUCCCUCAUCAUUGACACUGUUGACCGACACCACAAUGGAAACUACACGUGCGAAGCAAGAAACAAGGCAGCAUCUGUUAAUAUAAGUGCUGCUAUGUUUGUGAGAGCGUCUCCUCGUUGGAGAAUAAAGCCAACAGAAACACGUGUUGUCUUGAGCCAAUUGGUGAGACUCGACUGUCAGGCAGAUGGCCAACCCAACCCUGUAAUACGGUGGAAAUAUAGUAGAAAAAGAGGGUCCUCACACUAUAAAAACAUAAUUAGUGGACCACACAAACACGUGCUGGAGAACGGUUCUCUUACAAUAACAGGAGUUUUGAGUUCGGACUCAGGCUACUACAUGUGUGAGGCAGACAACAAUGUGGGCCACUCUUUAACCGAAACUGUUCCACUAAUAGUUCAAGUUCCCCCUCAGAUUCACACAAAUGAUGAAGUCGCGGAAGUUAAGAAGUCUGAAGAGGUUGUUCUUACGUGCAGCAUUUACGGAGAUGAUCCUCUCGCCGUGUUCUGGACGAAGAACCGAAACACCAUCUAUACAUAUAACACACUUCGCUACAAGAUCACCGAACAAGAACUGGGCUCUAAGAAAAUCGCCACGUUAAGAAUUAACCCAGCAGCAAGAGAAGAUUCUGGUGAGUUCGGGUGCACAGCUAGUAACCCUUACGGAAAGCACAGCAAGAUAUUCAACGUAAUUGUAAAGGAGCCGCCUGACCCCCCUGGCAGGAUCAAAGUGGAUCGAGUAACAGGCACCACCGUUUUGCUCUCGUGGGUGGCACCCUACGCAGGAAAUUCCCCUGUAACUUCUUACACAAUAAUUUACUGGAUUGAUAAAGAACAGAACGCCACCAAGUGGGAGUUAACCGUGUCUGACCCUAAGACUACAGCAACAAUAACUGAUCUCAGGCCAAAGACAACAUACCGUUUUAAAGUUGUUGCUGAAAACAGUAUCGGUGUCAGUGAUCAGCAAGAGGAACUGAAGUUUAUUACAGGGAUUGAAGCACCAAGAAACGCACCACGUGACGUCACAGUAAUUGCUCUAGAUAUCAGUUCUGUACAGUUGUCUUGGAGUUUUCCUCAAGGUGAUGAGUCAGUUGACACUAUUAACGGCUUCUACAUCGGACACAGGGAGUACAGAAAGAGAGGGUCGUUCUUGAAUCAAACGAUGCUGGUUAAUACUACAAACAACAGAUGGGAAUUUGUUGUUCGUGAGUUAAAGAGAGCAACUCUAUAUAGCUUCGUUGUCCAAGCUUUUAACGAUCAGGGUCCCGGACCGCAAUCGGUGGAGACAUUUGUCAGAACGUUGGAGUUUGAUCCACCUAAUACACCAAGAAUAAAAGUGUCGUCAUCAACUUCCACGAGUUUACAACUGAUGUGGGAACUAGAAACAGAUAACAACACUCCUGUUCGGAGUUUUAUCCUGAAUUACAAAGAAGAUGCUAAUUCUUGGCAGGAUGUUAACCUACCAUCCAAACCAUACUCUUACAUCCUGAACAAUCUUCGUUGUGGCGCCACCUACCAACUGUACUUGACUGCUUUCAAUGACAUGGGGAGAAGCGAUCCUAGCGAGGUUGUUAAAGUGGCAUUAGAAGGAACUAAACCAACAGCUCCACAGGUAGAAAAAUUUGUCGCCACGAACAGUUCAACUGCAAAAUUCAACUUGCUGACUUGGACAGACGGUGGUUGCCCGUUACGCUAUUUCAUUAUCCAUUAUAAACCUCAGUCCCAAAAGGAGUGGACGUUGUUGUCUAACCACGUGACUCCAGAUCAGAAGAACGUUGUUGUAACUGACCUACGACCAGGGACCUGGUACGACCUUUUGGUGAUAGCCCAAAAUGAUGCCGGCACCACAGAGGCUCAAUAUCGAUUUGCAACUCUGACAGUGACUGGAGCCACUAUAUCUCCUUAUGCUGCUGUGGACAUCGAACAGUCUUCAUUUAUAAAAGAUCCAGCUGUGGUGGUGCCUACUGUUUGUGCCAUCUUCGUCAUCUUGGUGAUUAUUUUAAUGUCUGCUUUAGUUAUUAUAUGGAGAAGAAGAGAAAGAGAACCUGACGCAGUUUCGAGAAAUUAUGGAAGCAGAGAGGACAACAUUUCCAUGAACUCUUAUGGAAAGAUAAAGAGUACUACUUCUACUGAUGCCCAGAGGGAGCCAGUGUAUUAUCCGUCUCAUUACGCAACCACGCAUACUCCAGCUGAGAAUGCAGACCGAGUUAACCACGCUACCAUAAGAAGGGUCAGAAGUAGGCCAUCCGACUAUACCUACGACAUCCCUCUUCGACAGCAGCACGUGGAAGACUCUAUGCACCAAUACUCGGUUCUAUGGACCAACUCCCACGCCGGUAGAGAACAAAUGUACGAGAAACAUAUUCGAGCUGCCCUCCCGCCAAACGUGCCAGACGACGUGGAAGAAAUAAGAAGCAAAGAUAUCACCAAAAGUGGGAUUCAUGUAUCUCUGGACAAGAAACCCACAUCGAUGGAGACAUCAGAAGAAUUCUCUGAAACAGAAUGUGACAGAGACCGCUACAUAGCCAGCGCUGAUACAUUGCAUCUUUCGGCUACGUACUAAACCAACAAACAAGAAGAAAAUACGUUUUAUUGAGGACCCCCACUAAGCAUACUGAUCUCUCAAGAACAGACAGCUAUUUACUAACCCAACGAACAAAAACGAAAAUACGUUCGGUUGAGGACCUCACUGAACAUACUGAUCUCUUAAGGAUGACUACAUACUAACCCAACGAACAAGGAUGAAUAGAUCAAUUCAAAAGAACGAAUAAAACAAGCGUCUGGACAGAAAAAAUGCUGUUUACAAUUUUUGUGUUGACAGACGAAUGUUACAAGGAUCAACUUUAAACAAAGCUCCAAGUUUCCAGCUGUAUCAGCCUCAUCUUGAUGGUAGAACCUGCGUACUUUGUCAAUUUCUACAGAUUGUAAUGUAGAAGAAAAAGUGCGAUUCCGUACUAUCCUUGCAUUCAGACACCCACAAUUUGUAUCUAAAUCCCUCAUCCACACUGUGAUGAUGUGUGCUUUUGAAUGACGAUACUUCUCAUAUUUGUUUUGUUAACUUUGAACAAUAAAUCUCUAAAAUCAAA